Lineus longissimus is the source of this 2262-nucleotide messenger RNA. RefSeq lists its product as uncharacterized. Bases 90 to 2030 code for a protein of 646 amino acids. NCBI's taxonomy places the organism in Eukaryota, Metazoa, Nemertea, Pilidiophora, Heteronemertea, Lineidae. The record is from RefSeq and is a predicted model, not a curated record. The transcript is spliced from 13 exons.
GGGGGUGUACACAAUCAAGAGAAAAGCACGACUUUCACUCGUCUGAGGUUCGAAAUCCCUUCGAGAUAUCGCCGGACAGAAAAAGAGCCAUGCGACAGGGGGCGCUUAUCACACUCCUCAGCCUCGUUCUGGGAGCGCAGGCGGCUUGGGACACGAGCAUCUGUUCGCCAGUGCCGCAAGGGAAUCCAACGUCAGGACCGCCGCUACCGACCGUCCCAGACCGCUACGAGACGCACGUGGAGUGUAACUUCGUCCAACAGAAACGGACCAUCGUGUCGGCGGAGUAUUAUGACGGUCCUGGGAACAGAGGAACAAUCAUGAUGUCUGAGCCAGGACAGGUUGAGUUGAACGCCAUCUAUAAUUAUCAGACAGGGCAGAUCCUGUUUUACACCCCGUUCCAGAAUGGGUACGCCUGUCAAGUGGCCGAUCCAGCCACAAGCCCACAGAAGUUUCUUUUCCCCUACACAACAGUGAACGGGACCAAGUACUUAGCCUCUGCUGCCAUGGUCCUGAAUUUCGACAACACCAAGACGCCGUUCAUAUACGUCGGAAAAGAAACGAUUCGCGGUAUUCCCGUUCAUCACUGGAAGACUUGUGCCUACUGGCGAGGAAUAGAGGCCACCAUGAAUCUCGAUUGGUAUUGGUCAGACAACACGAUGUGGAAUUCUCCCGGUACGAAUCAAUCUAUCCCAAUACGGGCCGUCGCUGUGGGCAAAAUCAGUACACCAGGGGCACCCAGCCGCACAUUCGACCAUCGGUAUGACUUCAUCCAUUUCUUGCCGAACGCAGUCCGACCAGAAACGACAUUUGAGACGCCCCCAGGUACCAUCUGCAAGAACCAACUCAGCACCAAGGCGAUCCCAAACAUCGCGCAACAUUUCAAGUUCAACAUGGAAAUCACGCAACCAGAGACGAAACUAACUCUAUACACAAAAGAAUGGUAUGACUACAAGGCUCGCCUCGUCCGCCUGGAUAGAAAGCCAGUCUCCAUCGGCGGUGGCAAUCAGAACACGAUCACCGAAAUUCACGACUUCAAUACGGGUGUCAUGUACACGACAGACCAGGUACUCGGCAACUGCUCCUACAAACCCAUACCUAAGGUCAACGAAAUUACGUCAGAGGUCCUCGCCGACGGCGCGAACGUGAGGAUCCGAAACCCCCUCGAAUUCCUCCAGCUAGACAAGUACCCGUACACCUACACGGGCACGCGCACAAUCCGCGGCGUGACCUGUGACGUAUGGAUAACCCAGCGCAAUGAUUGGCCACAGGGAGCAACAAACAACUUCACGUCAACAUGGGAAUGGUACUUCUCGACCUCUGAUUGGGUGACGGCUUCAGGGCAGGUGUUCGAGCGCGGGGAGCCAAUGAUGUUGGAACUGACGGCUCCGAAGUUCGGCAUCCAUUUUAUUUAUAAUGUUUUUGAUUUUAAUGAGCAGCAGCCGGAUCUGUGGAACUAUGAUAUCUCGCAGUGCUAUACCUAUUUGGACAGACGCCACUUCCAGUUCGCACUGCCUGGUAACUUCAAAGGAAUUGUUGAUGUCAACAAGAAAUUGUUUCGUUACUUCGUCCUUCUGUCCGUCACUGCUACAGCCCAUGUCUCCGUCCUCAGGGUCAACAAUAUCCAGGUCGAUUUUGACGAAAAUGAUAUCUUGGUGACCUUUACCCUUUUGGACAGAGCACCAAUUUCUGGUGAUGUGCCGAUGGUCGUCCAAGAAGUCCCCCUAGAUACCGCCAGCAAACUCAUCACGGACAACAUCAAUGCCGGUACCUUCAAAGUCAACAUGUUCGUGGACACAAACCAAGAUCCCGUCACCUUGACCGCUAAGCCAUAUUCAGUGAAGGAAGUCAUCAGAGAGGUGGUGACGGGAGCAUCGACUGGAUAUUCUGUUGGUAUCAUGGUGGCGGUUGCCUUGGCAAUGUUGUUGGUCGGCUUUGCAAUAGGUGCCGGCAUUUUGUUUGGCGUCUACAAGAUGAGAGGUGGGACCUUCGCGCCAGGAGCAUCACUCUUUAAGAACGAGGGCGAGGCCUAAGAUAUAUUAGUACCGAUUUCAACACCAGGGGAUUUCGAGACAAUUCACCAAUUGCUAUUUGGCAAAUUUGUUGGGGGAGGGGGAUGGCCAUUUGGCAAAGAAGCACACGUCAAUUCCAGUAUUUGUAUAUAAUAGUUCUUGAUCUAUUCGCCUGAAGAAGUCACUGAUCUGUAUUUGCAGACGAUUUCAUAUCUGUAUACGAUACAUGUAUAUGCUUACAUUAAUAAAAACC